CGAAGAUGGACUCCACGCUGAAAACCGCGCUUCCCAAGAUCAAUAUUCUGGGACCGGACGACGCGGGCUAUGACGAGGAACGCAUGCGGUGCUGGAACAAAGACGUGAUCCAUCGGCCGGCAGCAAUCGUGCAGCCGACCACGACCGAAGAGGUGAGCCAAGCUGUCAAGGUUGCAUCGAGCAAGAAGCUGGACUUGGUCAUCGCUUGCGGCCGGCACGGCCAUGAUUGCAUGAAGGAAGGCGCGAUGGUGCUGGACCUGGGCAAGAUGACCGAAGUCACUGUCGACAAGAAGUCGAUGACCGUCACUGUGGGCGGCGGAGCCCGCCUCGGUGACAUGGACAAGGUGUGCCAGCAGCACGGCGUGGCGUGCGUGACCGGCACGAACCCGGACACGGGCGUCGUCGGCCUGUCGACGCACGGCGGCGCCGGCUACCUCUCGCGCCAGUACGGCCUCGCCGCCGACAACUUUGUGGCGGCGGAGGUGGUCACGGCGAGCGGCGCGAUCGUGCACGCGACGCCGGCGAACGAGCACAAGGACCUGCUGUGGGCGGUCGCGGGCGGCGGCUCGAACUUCGGCGUGAUCACGGCGCUGACGAUGAAGGCGCACCCGAUGGACCACGUCUACGGCGGCCUCGUGAUCAACGUGGCGCCGACGGUGGCGAUGGCCACGCGCGUCGUGCGCACGUGGCGCGACUGGAUGCCCACGCAGCCGCGCACGGUCUCGGUGAUGUGCGUGCUGCCGUGCGGCGCGCCCGUCGUGCCGAUGGCCGUCGUCGAGAGCGACCAGGCGCUCGUCCCGCAGGCGGCGGGCGCGAAGGCAUCAUUGUCGUGCUCGCCGGCGCUGCAGCAGGCCUUCGGCUCGGGCUGCGGCGCGUUCGGUGCGUGCGUGUCCGUCAAGAUGCUCGGGCGCAAGCAGUACCAUACCGAGCUGCAGCCGCAGCUCGAGGCGAUGCAGGCCGAGGGGCACCACUACAUGUCCUCCGUCAACGUGCCGCACCUGACGGACACGAUGGUGGACGCGCUCGUCGCGGCGGCACGCGUCGACCACCCGGGCGGCGGCGAGAUCAUCCUCUUCUCGCUGACCGGCGCAGUGGCGGACGCGAAGGUGGAGUCGGUCGCCUACGCGGGAGCCGGGCGCGGGAAGAGCACGGUGUGGAUCGUGAUCAUUGGCUCGUGGAAGCCCGACGCCGACGGUGCGAACCGCGCCAAGACGAAGGCGUGGGUGCAGCGCGUGAAGGAGGAGAUGAAGGCGCUCGGCGGCGCGGAGUCGGCGCACCCGCUCGAGGGCAACAUGGACGCCGACCAGGGCGGGCUGGUGCAGCAGGUGUGGUCGUCGAACGAGCUGCGCCUGCGCGAGAUCAAGGCGAAGUACGACCCCGACAACUUCUUCAAGUGCAACCGCAACAUCAAGCCGACCGCCGCGGCCUACCCGGUGCACAGCUGAGGCAAGCUUGAGCGGCUGCGACGGCGCAAAUGUUCCAAACCCGGGUCAUCUAGAAAACCCCGGCUCUAUGAAAUCAACAUGGAGAAAAGAGCAUGGCGUACACUACCUUCGGUGCGAGUCCACACCAUAGGGGCUAUCAUAGGCGCACCGAUUGCCAACGACGUCGCAUGUAGAGUCAUGUCUCAUGAUUUGCCUCUCCACUAGCCGUAGCAGCCUGUGUGUCUGGUUGCGCCCGCGUGCAUAUGCCCCUCACAAUCGCCUCUUCCUAUCUCUCUUCACAGUUUCUCGCCAGUUCUCGCAGAGACCUUGCGCGGUCGUAAUCGUGCGAUCACCCCCCAUGUGGGUGCCCUUUCAGUCAUUCUCUAGUGAAUGAAUUGAAACUCGUCCCCAGUGGAUGUGUCCGAUUUCCGACGUCCCUGCCAAAAUGUGCGUGACGUCCGAUCCUUUGUAAUCGUCUAGAGACGCUGGAUACAUGAGCACGGAGCAGGCCGCUCCCGGCCCCACGCUGCGCCCACGGCCGGCGCGGCCGGCGCAGCCGCGGCCGGGAGCUCAGGCGCUACCUCGGUACCGCUCCGCUUGCGCAUGGUAGCGGCCUACGGUCCGCAUCCUGCCGUCCGGACAACCGAGCCCAACAAUCGGGCAAAUCGCAACUCUCUUUUUGCGCAACUCGCUCGGCCUCGGGGUUUCUUUAAGCCUUUUAGUUAUUGUUGG
Messenger RNA from Emiliania huxleyi CCMP1516, 2156 nucleotides. RefSeq lists its product as hypothetical. Lineage: Eukaryota; Haptophyta; Isochrysidales; Noelaerhabdaceae. The record is from RefSeq and is a predicted model, not a curated record. The transcript is spliced from 4 exons. Gene Ontology annotation, molecular function: oxidoreductase activity; FAD binding. Bases 6 to 1445 code for a protein of 479 amino acids.